AUGGAGGAAAUGAUGGUCGCUAUGGCGGCCACGGUCCUGCUCGCUCUCAACGUGGUGGGCUCUGGCCUCCUGGCUGGCCUCAUCGCCAUCGCCCUCACCAAGACCGUCGCCACAUGGGGUGGACUGGUUGGCGGCUUCAUCAGUUCGACCCCCACCCUCGUCAUUCCGCUCAGCCUCGGCAUCGCCCUCGCCUCCACCGACUCUGCCGCCGCCCUCAACCAGGCCAUGUGGAUCUCCCCCGUCGGCAUAUUCCUGGCGUCGACGUUCCUGGUGAUGUGGCGCGUCCUGCCCCUGGCGCUGCCCAAGCCCUGGCCCCACCGCCUGCCCGUCACUGUGGCCGUUUCCAUGUUCUGUUGGCUGUCGGGGGCCGUCGUGUGCUACUUCGCCAUCGGCGCCCUGCAGCGGGUGGCCCACCUACCGAUCCAGGCCGUCGGCGGAGGCGCCCUCCUCUGCAACUUUGCCCUGAGCGCGCCCAUGGCGUGCAUCAAGGCAGCGCCGGUGCCCAAGAGCGAGAAGGCGGUCCCGAGCGGGACCUACGCGCUGCGCGGGUCGCUCGCCGCCUCGGUCGUCGGCGCAGCGGUGCUGGUCUCCCGGUGGGACCCUGCCCUUGCCGGCAUCGGCGCCGGCUUCCCCGCUAUCGCCCUCGCCAGCCUCGUCAGCCUGUGGGUCAGCCGCGGCGAGAGGGUCAUCGCAGGGGCGAUCGGACCGGUCAUGCUGGGCGGGCUGAGCGCCUCCACCUACUGCAUCGCUUUCGGCACCCUCUACGCCAUCCUCUUCGGCGCGGGGCUGGGGCAGCCGCUCUCCCUCCUCCUCGCCCUCUCCGCCAGCUACCUCUCCGCCGUGGUUUUGGUGUCGAUGCCGGUAUUCGUGUCGUUCAGCUGGGUGGCGGCAAUCACGCGGAAGAGGCGAUCGCGACAGCUGGAGACAGCCGAGGAGGAGGGCGUGAUGGUUGAGGAGGAGGACGAGGAGAACGGCCAGCAGCAGCCCCACCUCAACAACCGAGGCGCCGUCAUGACCGAGUGGACCAAGGGCGAGGCCACUCCGCUGCUGCUGGCGGCGACCACCAGCGGCCACCACCCGACCUACCACGCGUGCACCAGCGGCGAGAACGACUGGAAGGGCCGCGAGGACUGCGUGAGCCGGAUGGCCGUCAGGCGCCACCUCUCCGAGGAGACCGAGCAGCGCAUCAAGAUGAAGGGGCAUGACCGACCCUCGAGCCACGACCACCACCACGAGUUCGACGAGUCCGGCCAAGGCGACGAGACAGACAAGAAGAAGAAGAACGAAGAGACGAGACGAUGGGUGGAUGUGGUGGUGAAUCCGGAGGCGAGCGCGACAACAACGGAGCCUGCGGCUCUGCAAUUGCCGGCGAUGACGGCCGGGAGCUGCGCUGUUGCGGCGGCGGUGGAGAUGGGCGGGUCGGGCGAAGUCGAGGGCAAGCUGCAGCCCAACCUCAACCAGCGCACCCUCACACCCCUCCGCUGA
This is a messenger RNA of Acanthamoeba castellanii str. Neff, 1485 nucleotides long. RefSeq lists its product as uncharacterized. The transcript has 7 exons. Lineage: Eukaryota; Discosea; Longamoebia; Acanthamoebidae. Bases 1 to 1485 code for a protein of 494 amino acids. The record is from RefSeq and is a predicted model, not a curated record.